AUGAGUUUGGGGGGCUUUAGUUUUGGAUGCGCUGUAGCCCCAGCUGCCGCAGGCCAACCUAUCAACACCAGAGAUGAUUCCAACAAACCUUCAUUCACUAGUUUGGGGGGCUCUGGUUUUGGAGUUCCUUUAACUUCAGCUGCCCCAGUCCAACCUAUCUACACCGGAGAUGAUUCCAACAAACCAAAACAAAUCAUCAGUUCAACACAGUUCCCAGCAGCUUGGCCAAAGUUGGAGUCUCAAUGGAGAGGAGUGGAAUGGACAGAAGACAAAAGGACGAGCCUGAUGAAGACUGUCAGCUCCUACAGACCUAGCUGUGAAGAGGCGACUCAGGCUCGGGUUCUCCUCCUGGGCCCAGUGAGUUCUGGAAAGUCCAGCUUCAUCAGUUCAGUCCAGUCUGUGUUUCAUGGAAGAGUCACCAACAGGGCCAUGGUGGGCUCCUCCUCAGCCAGCUUCACCAAAAAGCUGCAGUCUUUCAACAUUCACAGUCAGAAGGGAGAAGAUCCCACCGGACUGGUGCUGUGUGAUGUUAUGGGCCUGCGGGAUGGAGAAGUGAGUGGGAUGACUCUCCAUGACAUCCUGUCUGUCAUUAAAGGCCAUGUACCUGAGGGACACAAGUUUAGCCCAGAUCAACCAGUGAGGUCAGAGACUGUGGGUUAUGUGAAGAAGCCAAGCAUUAAAGACAAGAUCCACUGUGUGGCCUUUGUGGUGGAUGCCACCAAAAUUUUGACCUACCCCAAAGGCCUCAGCACAACUUUCCGACAGCUCCGUGAGCACAUCUGUGACCUGGGUGUUCAUCAGGUGGCUCUGCUGACGCACAUUGACGAGAUUUGUUCAGACACAGCCAAAGAUGUCACCCAGGUUUAUGAGAGCCGCAUCAUUCGGGACAUAAUGGAUAAAGCUGCAGCUCUGUUGGGUAUGUCCACCUCCUACAUCGUCCCGGUGAAGAACUACUCAUCAGAGUUGGACCUGGAUGUGAACACUGAUGUGCUUCUGCUUAGUGCUGUCGACCACAUCCUGCAGUAUGCCGACCUGUAUUUUCAAGACAAUCCAUCACAAAACUUAUCCAAAAUGUCUCUCUGAAAAUGUCACUAAAGUAUGUGUGUAGGAUCUGAAAAUGUCUGCCUUCAGUGACUCCAAGUGGUAAAUCAAAGCUAGAAUUACAUGACAUUACAUGCAGGGGAUUUAAACUGUAAAAAAAACCUUUAUUUUUUCAUGAUGCUUUUAAUUCUAAUAAAUGUUGACUCAAU
Scomber japonicus (chub mackerel) is the source of this 1250-nucleotide messenger RNA. Its product is annotated as interferon-induced protein 44-like. The transcript has 8 exons. The record is from RefSeq and is a predicted model, not a curated record. The coding region runs from base 1 to 1083 and encodes 360 amino acids. NCBI's taxonomy places the organism in Eukaryota, Metazoa, Chordata, Actinopteri, Scombriformes, Scombridae.